Corvus hawaiiensis (hawaiian crow) is the source of this 2560-nucleotide messenger RNA. RefSeq lists its product as uncharacterized. The record is from RefSeq and is a predicted model, not a curated record. The transcript has 2 exons. The coding region runs from base 860 to 1597 and encodes 245 amino acids. NCBI's taxonomy places the organism in Eukaryota, Metazoa, Chordata, Aves, Passeriformes, Corvidae.
AUCUCCAAACCAAAACUCUGAAGCUGCUUCCCUGGCUGCCCUUUCUCUGAGCUACGUGGGUUGUAAGCUGUUCAGGGCAGCUAUGGCUUUUGCUGGGAACAUUUGCUCAUCUUUGGCUGAAAGAAGUCCUGCUGUUUUCAUGGUCUCUUGCCAAACUUGCACUGGUGCUGGGCUGCUCGAAGGCAGAGCAUCCCUCUCCUGACACAAACAAUGAAGCAGUUUGGACCUCCUCAGAUCUCCAGGGCUGUAGCCCAUCUCCAACCACACCGAGGAAGACAAGUGGCAUAGGACUUCUUGGGAGGAAUUUUUUAUUGCAGCUUCCUACACUGUCUUUCCUGAACUGUUGGUUCACUGUGUUGACUUAAUUCACCUUUCGCCCCGCUGAGCUAAAGCCCUGAGUGUUUUGGUGUCAGGGAUCCCUGGUCAGUCACAAGGGCAGUGAUCUGCCUGCUCCAAAUAGGCUGAGUGACGACUCCUGCGUGUGGUUGUUGAUCUUCUCUAAUUGCUGCCACGUCAGCAGCCACAUCAGGCUGUCUGAGAUGACGGUGGGAGACUCUGUAAUCCCUGCAAAUUCCCCCCUCACCUGAGCCCUUUGCGUUCUUGGUUCAGAUUUGCUGGCCUUCUGCGAGGAGCUCUCAGAGGAUAAAAGCAGCAUUAAUGGUUUGAGGGUUUCAGACCUCAGCAAAGGCAUCCCCUGCCUGUGAUACUGCUGGGAGCUGUUUGUGCUGUGUCUGCUGGCACCGGGCACUGCAGGUUGUCGAGGGAUUCCCUGGUACCAGAUUAUGCAUUAGAGGAAAACUGGGAGAGAGAGUUAUUCUGGAAUACACACUGCUUCCGAACUCCUCUGGAUCCUGCUGACAUGGAGAGGCCUGCCUCAAUGCUGUGCCUGAGAACUUGCUACAUAAAACACUUCAAGCCACUUGGUGUUGCUGAAAAUCCACCUGAGCUGGGGCAAUCCCCUCUCUCCAGGAGCGGCCUUUGCUGUUCUAGGACGGUGAAACGAGAGUGGUCAAACACUGUCAGCAAGUGUGCCUUGCCCAUCAUCCCAGAAUAUCCAGGCUUCCAGGAUGUAAAGUUACCAAGAAAUUAUUUGGGAAAUCCAGCCUCCAACCAAAUUUUCCAGGAUCUGGAAAGAGGGAAGAGCUCAUCACCACAACUCAAUAAUCUCCCAAGGAGAGCCUCGUUAGUCCAUUGCCUGGGGAGCUCCUCAGGAGGCUGCUUGAAAGGCCACCAGACCACCAGCCCUGGCUUCCAGGACAAACCUUUGCAGGAAUACUUCAACGAGAGGCUGAUGGAGCUGGGGAACUACGAAAGCAAGAGGUCCAAAAGGAAAACAAAGGCAGAUAAGAACCAGCCCCUGCUCCUGGCCCAGAGAGGGUUUCAGCGCAGGAGCAGCUGCAGCGCUCUGCUGGUGCUGGGCCAUGGCACGGAGGGUGAGGAGUCCUGCAGCUCAGCAAACCAGCACAGCAAGGGAGUGAUGGAGUGUCAGGAUCAAAAGGAAACCCAGAACGUCCUAAAGCUCAACAUGGGUGACUUCUUGGAUCUUCUGACAAUGCACAUCACUGCUCCUCUAGAAGCAUUUGUACAAAAGAAGUGAUACUGGAGCUGGUUACAGAUUUUUGUGCAGUCCUAGAACCCAGGAAGGGUUGUUCCUGUUCAGCACCAUUCUGAUUCUAGCUCAUGUGUAUCAGUCCCCUCUGAUGCAGAAAGGUGCUUGUUAUGGGAUUGUUCUUGAUUAACAUUGCAUAUAUUUGUUUUCAAUUAUCUCCUGCAAAGAAUCAGCACUAUUGAGCCAUAGGUGCAGCUUAUAGCAGUGUUCUAAAUAUGUGCAUGUAUUACUAGAAUGCUUAAGUUGCCUUCAAAAAACGUGGUUAGUGUCAGAGGAGCAGCUUGUUUCCUGCUGUGCAGUUUGUGUUAGUUAAUCUGAAGAAAGAAUGUUGUAUUCUGCCUCGUUAUUUCGCUUGUUUUAAACCUCUUGCUUUUAUCAUGUCACUGUGGCCCAACUCGUUGAUGUUCUUACUGUGACUUGUUGCUGACACAGAAAUAGUUGAUGAGAAAUUACUGAUUUUCACUCAUUGCCACACGUAAUCACCAGGUGGAUCACUGCAAGGGUUUGAUGCAUGAAGAAGCAAACACAGACAUAAGAUCUACUUUUAAAUAUGAUCAGCUAUUAUGGUUUCAUUUGCAGACUCAAAAACCUUUGACUCAAAAACCACUGCAAGAGCAAAGAGGAAAAAAUGCAAGAUUUAAGUUAGAAUGAUGGAAUUAAGUAUGAAAGAAGGCUCCUUCCCUCUUUCCUACCGUAAAUCCAAGAACCACAUAGUGAAUUCCUAAUGUAAUCUGAACUUCAAAUUGUUUAUUGUAUUUUAAUGUUUAUCGUGGUCAUGUAAGUAUAAAAUGUCAGCUGCAGCUGGAUCUUUUUACUAUGGGAAAUGUCAGUGUUUAAUUCCACAGUGAAUAUCAGACCCAAAAUGAGGCAAUGAUUUUAAGCUUCCAGAAAGAUCUAUUACUGCCUGUGGUAUCAUCAGCAAUAAAUUCCUCAUUACAGUUGUGGUUUGAA